GCUACCAUGUGGACUGGCAAACUAGUAAUAUUUUGCCUACUCUGUGGCCUAACCGCUGCCCAGAUCUGUUCGAAGAUAAAUCCGGAAACUGUCAAUGGAAAACGCAUACAAAAAAAAAUAAAUUAUUGCUGUCCCGGCUACAGAAGAGACACGAGUUUCAAGAAGGGACUGAGAUGCUUAGCAACCUGCCUUGUGAACUGCGGAAGUGGAAGAUGCACGAAACCGAAUGAGUGCACCUGCAACAGGGGUUACACUAACUUAAAUAAUCUGAAGUCGAAUCGCUGUGUGCCGUUCUGCAAGGGCUGCAAUCGUGGCAUCUGCAAGUCGCCAAACCGCUGCUCCUGCCACAAGAACCAUGUCCUGGACCCGAAGACCGGCAACUGCCUGCCCAUCUGUCCCAGCCGCUGCCCUAAUGGCGUUUGCGAGGAUCCCAACCGAUGCAGGUGCAAUGAGGGCUACUCCCUCAACCCCACCACGCAGGUGUGCCUGCCCAGCUGUAAGGACGAUUGCGCCCGGAAGAAUGGAUUCUGUGCGGCGCCCAAUCGCUGUGAGUGCCAGCAGGGUUAUGAGCCUAAGCCGAACUUCAAUUCCUUUCAGUGCCAGCCGGUAUGCAAGAACGGCUGCGGAAACGGUGUGUGUCGGGCGCCGGACUUGUGUGAGUGUAACAAGUUGUACCACCGGAAUGCCGAGAAGCGGUGUGUGCCCACCUGCGACGAUGGCUGCAUGCACGGCAACUGCACGGCGCCCGGGAUCUGUGAGUGUAACGAGGGAUACGAUAUGCAAGACAGCGUCUGCUCUCCGCUCUGCGCCGGCAGUUGCGAGAACGGUUACUGUUUUUCUCCUGGUAAAUGCUCCUGCAACGAAGGAUUCAAGAUGAAUACUAAGGACAAAUGUGAGCCAGUCUGCAGGGAGGAAUGCGAGAAUGGAUACUGUUCCUCUCCUGGUAAAUGCUCCUGCAACGAAGGAUUCAAGAUGAAUACUAAGGACAAAUGUGAGCCAGUCUGCAACGAGGAAUGCGAGAAUGGAUACUGUUCCUCUCCUGGUAAAUGCUCCUGCAACGAAGGAUUCAAGAUGAAUACUAAGGACAAAUGUGAGCCAAUCUGCAGGGAGGAAUGCGAGAAUGGAUACUGCUCCUCUCCUGGAAAGUGCUCCUGCAACGAAGGAUUCAAGAUGAAUACUAAGGACAAAUGUGAGCCAGUCUGCAACGAGGAAUGCGAGAAUGGAUACUGUUCCUCUCCUGCUAAAUGCUCCUGCAACGAAGGAUUCAAAAUGAAUACUAAGGACAAAUGUGAGCCAAUCUGCAACGAGGAAUGCGAGAAUGGAUACUGUUCCUCUCCUGGUAAAUGCUCCUGCAACGAAGGAUUCAAGAUGAAUACUAAGGACAAAUGUGAGCCAGUCUGCAACGAGGAAUGCGAGAAUGGAUACUGUUUCUCUCCUGGUAAAUGCUCCUGCAACGAAGGAUUCAAGAUGAAUACUAAGGACAAAUGUGAGCCAGUCUGCAGGGAGGAAUGCGAGAAUGGAUACUGCUCCUCUCCUGGAAAGUGCUCCUGCAACGAAGGAUUCAAGAUGAAUACUAAGGACAAAUGUGAGCCAGUCUGCAACGAGGAUUGCGAGAAUGGAUACUGUUUCUCUCCUGGUAAAUGCUCCUGCAACGAAGGAUUCAAGAUGAAUACUAAGGACAAAUGUGAGCCAGUCUGCAGAGAGGAAUGCGAGAAUGGAUACUGUUCCUCUCCUGGAAAGUGCUCCUGCAACGAAGGAUUCAAGAUGAAUACUAAGGACAAAUGUGAGCCAGUCUGCAACGAGGAAUGCGAGAAUGGAUACUGUUCCUCUCCUGGAAAGUGCUCCUGCAACGAAGGAUUCAAAAUGAAUACUAAGGACAAAUGUGAGCCAGUCUGCAGGGAGGAAUGCGAGAAUGGAUACUGCUCCUCUCCUGGAAAGUGCUCCUGCAACGAAGGAUUCAAGAUGAAUACUAAGGACAAAUGUGAGCCAGUCUGCAACGAGGAAUGCGAGAAUGGAUACUGUUCCUCUCCUGGUAAAUGCUCCUGCAACGAAGGAUUCAAGAUGAAUACUAAGGACAAAUGUGAGCCAGUCUGCAGAGAGGAAUGCGAGAAUGGAUACUGUUCCUCUCCUGGUAAAUGCUCCUGCAACGAAGGAUUCAAAAUGAAUACUAAGGACAAAUGUGAGCCAGUCUGCAGGGAGGAAUGCGAGAAUGGAUACUGCUCCUCUCCUGGAAAGUGCUCCUGCAACGAAGGAUUCCAGAUGAAUACUAAGGACAAAUGUGAGCCAGUCUGCAACGAGGAAUGCGAGAAUGGAUACUGUUCCUCUCCUGGUAAAUGCUCCUGCAACGAAGGAUUCAAGAUGAAUACUAAGGACAAAUGUGAGCCAGUCUGCAACGAGGAAUGCGAGAAUGGAUACUGUUUCUCUCCUGGUAAAUGCUCCUGCAACGAAGGAUUCAAGAUGAAUACUAAGGACAAAUGUGAGCCAGUCUGCAGAGAGGAAUGCGAGAAUGGAUACUGUUCCUCUCCUGGAAAGUGCACCUGCAACGAAGGAUACGAGAUGAGUGCUGAGAACAAGUGUGCCCCUCUCUGCGAUCCGGGCUGUCGGAACGGAUUCUGUGCCGCUCCAGGAGUAUGCUCCUGCCCUGAAGGUUACCAUCUGGAAGCUGCUAAUAAUUGCUCCCCCACCUGUAAGGAUGAGUGCAUUAAUGGCUUUUGCUCCUCUCCAGGAGUGUGUUUAUGCAAGGAAGGUUUCUUAAGGGAGUCGGAUACGACUUGCGUUCCAGUUUGUGCAGAGGGUUUUUAUUACGACUCUUCCUCUGUCAGCUGUCUGCCUCUGGAGGUGGCAGCCACAGAUCCCACUUUUCCUCCCUCUCUCAUGACUACAAAAUCCCCCCAGAAUGACUGUGAACAAUUUUGUCGGAAUGGCACCUGCCUCGAUGAGGAGUGCACAUGUGGCAACGGCUACAAGUUGCACGGGGAUCAAGAUGAUCUCCUCCUUUGCCUACCCAUCUGCGAAACGGAGUGCAUCAACGGUUACUGCGAGUCCCCAGGAACGUGCGCUUGCUACGACGGCGGACUGCCAGCGGCUGGGUAUCUGUGUCAGUCGCCCCAAGACGGGUCUCAGUAUUUGGGCUCAUCCAGACAAAGAAACCACCUCAAGUGGCUGUUCAUCUCCAUUGUGGCAGUGGCAGCCAGCCUGUCCCUGGUCAUAGCUCUGCUGAUGUGCUACAUCUUUAAGAAGCAUUCGUAUCGAGUGGAUGACAGAGAGAAGCAGUUUGGUGUCUACUUCUCAGCCAAGAAGGCGGACGUUAUUCGUGCCUGAUCUUCAAAGGCAACAAGCCCAUGAUAAUCUCAAUAUUUAUUUAAAAGACAAAUAAACCCACAACAAUCUCAAUAUUUAAUUAAUAAUUAAACAUUUUCACUUGGGAUUUCCAUCAAGACGCCUACUUUGUAUUCAAUAGACAACUGAAACUGGAUUUUCCUGUGGAAUAGCGAGACACUGGCCCCUCUUUUGGUUUAUAGCUAUUUUUAUUGCCGAUUUAAUCACAUCUCUGGCUAAGCUUAAAACUAGAAUAAAUGAUUUCUAUUUGGUA
Molecule: messenger RNA, 3592 nt
Organism: Drosophila kikkawai
Lineage: Eukaryota; Metazoa; Arthropoda; Insecta; Diptera; Drosophilidae
Gene: eater
Product: eater
Source: RefSeq, a predicted model, not a curated record